GUAAAUGUAAUGCGUUUUUCGCAGACAUGGUUUCCAAAAAACAUCGCUGAUUCCGACGUGAAAUUUGUCCGACAAUUUCGGAAAUUAAUUACGAUGAAAUUUUUUUAUAAUACGGUGUAACAAUAGUGAACGAAAAAAGUGACGGAAUUAGGUAAAUUUUUCCGGAAAAUGAUUCUGUAGUGAUCUGAAGGAAUUGGGAAACUUGAGACUAACCAUAGUUUUUUAAUUACCCGUAAAAUUUCGCCGGUUGUUCAAGCCAGAGCUUAGGUAGUUUAAUAAAAGUUUGCCAGUAAUCUUUAGCUUUAAGAAAUGUGUCACAGUUAGAAAAUUUAAGGUAUCUUCCGGUAGAAUAAUGUUUUAUAGAUUGUAAUGUUCAGACUGAGUAUGCUUAUCAGCUGUAUUUUCAUGACAAACACUGCAAUGGAAGAGAAGAACCUAGCAGCCAACUACGUAGACACCACAGACUUCUCAGACUUCGACAAAUACGCCGUCACCUGCUACAUUUGCGUCAACGUUUCGGACAAUCUCAUCUGCAAUCAGUUUGCCAUCGACAGGCCCUGUAAACCUGGAGAAACUUUCUGCCACACGUUACACAUAAUGGAUUCAAAGGGUACUAGCGUUCUGGUGAAUAAGAAGUGCACGACGGAAAAGGAAUGCCAAAGGAAUAAAGUUGGAUGUGUGGAAAUUGACUCGCAGAAGAUGUGUGUGUCGUGCUGCGACCAAAAUUAUUGCAACGUGAACGUACCAACCAAUUCCUCGACUGCCACUUUUGAUGAUAAGAUUUCGAAAAUGCGGAUGUUAGCUAAAAACCUGUUCAGGGAGAGGGAGAAAGCUCUAACGACAACAAUUAAAGACUCGACUUGUGCCAAUAAUUUUCUUGACAAAUAUUUAUUUUUUAUCUGUUUUCUGUUUACGUUAUUUUUUAUUGGGGAUAUUUAAGACAUAUUUUUUAAACGAUUUGUUAUCGGUGUUGCUUGAUAUUGUAAAUAUAUAUUAAUAUGCUUAUUACAUUAAUUAUUAUUAAGGACGUGACUGUUACUUUUUACUACUUUAUACAGAUAAGUGUAGCUAAUUAAUUUUGUCCUUUUUUUAUGGUAUAUUUAAGGAAAUUUUUUAUUUAGAAAAUCUGCCCGUUUAUUAUUUUAUUAACAGUUUUCGCUUUUUUUUGUUGUAUGGAGCUCUUGAUUUUCGAAAAAUUUAAAUGUAUAAAUGGUUCUGAUUUAUCAUUUAGGUGGAAAUUACUUUAAAGAAGUAGCUGUUAUGUAAAUCGCCGAUAAAUUUUGUUUUUAAAUGAUAAACUUUAUUUCAG
Messenger RNA from Anoplophora glabripennis (Asian longhorned beetle), 1309 nucleotides. Its product is annotated as ly6/PLAUR domain-containing protein 6-like. Gene Ontology annotation, molecular function: acetylcholine receptor regulator activity. Lineage: Eukaryota; Metazoa; Arthropoda; Insecta; Coleoptera; Cerambycidae. The transcript is spliced from 4 exons. The record is from RefSeq and is a predicted model, not a curated record. The coding region runs from base 370 to 939 and encodes 189 amino acids.